AUGGCCUUGUUUAACUCCUUCAAAAGGACCACCCUGAGCACUGGGCACUCAUACUGCUACCUCUACAACCAGCGCACCCCAGGUAGCGGCAAUCCAACACUCCUAUUCCUCCAUGGUUUUCCCAGCAGCGCGUAUGACUUCCGGCACCAGGUGGCGCACUUCUCCCCUCGAGGGUACGGCGUGCUCGUGCCGGACCUCCUAGGCUAUGGCGGCACAUCACAGCCGCUCGACGUGCAGAAGUACAGCAUGACUCGGAUGGCGCAGGAGAUAAUAGAGAUCCUAGACCAUGAGGGCAUCUCGCGAGUCGUGGGGAUCUCCCAUGACUGGGGCUCCGCUCUUCUCUCGACGCUGCUGCGCCGGCAUCAUCAGCGUUUUGACGCCUUUGUUUUCAUGGCUACUUACUACGGUGCCGCGCACCCGUAUUCCGGGGAUAGUGUCUACGACUACGGGAAGUUGAAGGAGAUGUCGCUGGGGAAGUUUGGAUUUAAUGCAUUUGGUCACACCGUGUUCCUAGGUGACGCGGACAGGGCGGGGAGAUUGCUGGACGAAAAUGUUGAGAGUUUCUAUGAUCUCGUUUGGGCUAGGGACCAGGAACUGUGGAAGAAGUAUUUCAGAAGAGAGGGCGGGAUUGAGGAGUGGGUGACCAACGGGAUGAGAUGUGAUGUCGCAGACUGGGUCGGUGGUGGAGAAGGGGAGGACAAGGAGGAGCGCAGGAAGAUCAUCAGCUUGUGGAAGAUGGGAAACGGAUUCACACCAAAAUGUAUGUGGUAUAAGCAAUUGUUGAACGGAGUUUCGGUGGCAGAUGAGGCUGACAGCUCGCCUAUCCCGUCGAAACUCUCACAGCCAAUCCUUUUGAUGAUUGAGCAGAAGGACGUCAAAGGCCGAGGGGAUGGAGCUGAAGAGGCUGCUAGAGCAGUCUCGCAGCAUGUGUACGUCGAAAAGUGCGAUACCUACCAUUUUAUGAUGCUUGAGGAUCCUGAGAGGACGAAUGCAAUUCUUGACAGAUUCCUUUCCAAACAAAUGGGAAGGAUGGUGGAAGGGGUAAAUUGA
Messenger RNA from Exophiala aquamarina CBS 119918, 1050 nucleotides. RefSeq lists its product as uncharacterized. The transcript has 2 exons. Gene Ontology annotation, molecular function: catalytic activity. The record is from RefSeq and is a predicted model, not a curated record. The coding region runs from base 1 to 1050 and encodes 349 amino acids. NCBI's taxonomy places the organism in Eukaryota, Fungi, Ascomycota, Eurotiomycetes, Chaetothyriales, Herpotrichiellaceae.